Gadus macrocephalus (Pacific cod) is the source of this 3023-nucleotide messenger RNA. RefSeq lists its product as uncharacterized. Lineage: Eukaryota; Metazoa; Chordata; Actinopteri; Gadiformes; Gadidae. The transcript is spliced from 6 exons. Gene Ontology annotation, cellular component: centriolar satellite. The coding region runs from base 9 to 1754 and encodes 581 amino acids. The record is from RefSeq and is a predicted model, not a curated record. Gene Ontology annotation, biological process: regulation of double-strand break repair via homologous recombination; regulation of neuron projection development; regulation of DNA strand resection involved in replication fork processing.
GGGGGGGGAUGUGUAGGCCGAUGACGAGACGCGACCCCCUGCUGCGCUUGUAUCUCCAGGCGAGUCUACGGUGUCCUCCGUCGGUCCCUCCCGCCAGCGUGACUCGCGCCGAGGAGACGCCCCCCGCGACAUGGCAGCCCCGUAGGACCCUGGAACGCGCGGUCAUGCAGCAGGCGUUGGGCUCCAGACCCGCUGAAGGCCUCAGCAGCGUAGGGGGGGGGCUGUCGCUGGGCUGCUCCCGAUGUGCGGGGAGGGACCGCCCCGGGACCCUGGCCUCGCUGCGGACCACCAUGAAGCCCCUCCCCCAGCGCCCCCCCGGUGCCCCCCCCCUGGGGCCCAGCGGGGGGCGACGGUCUCCCCCCAGGAGGCGCCGGACCAGGAGCGCCGGCGUGGGCCCCAAGGACGACGGGGAGGAGGAGGUGGUGGAGGAGGAGGAUGCCAGGAAAAAUGCGGAAGUACUGAGUCGGAUCCUCUUCCUCAGUCUACCCAGUCCGCCUCACCCAAGACCACCCACCGACCCGGGUCCAGACCCAAGACCACCCACCGACCCGGGUCCAGACCCAAGACCACCCACAGGCCCGGGUCCAGACCCAAGACCCCCCACAGACCCGGGUCCAGACCCAAGACCCCCCACAGACCCGGGUCCAGACCCAAGACCACCCACAGACCCGGGUCCAGACCCAAGACCACCCACCGACCCGGGUCCAGACCCAAGACCACCCACCGACCCGGGUCCAGACCCAAGACCACCCACAGACCCGGGUCCAGACCCAAGACCCCCCACAGACCCGGGUCCAGACCCAAGACCCCCCACAGACCCGGGUCCAGACCCAAGACCACCCACAGACACGGGUCCAGACCCAAGACCACCCACAGACCCGGGUCCAGACCCAAGACCAGCGCCUGGAGGUGGGUCAGACCCAGACCCUAGACCAGCGCCUGGAGGUGGGUCAGACCCAGACCCUAGACCAGCGCCAGGAGGUGGGUCAGACCCGGACCCUAGACCAGCGCCUGGAGGUGGGUCAGACCCAGGGGGUCCAGGGCCGUCUGUGGAGUUUGGAGGAAGGGAUGUUCGGACCGAUGUCUCCCGUUGGGCGGGGCUGGAGGCGGCGGUGCGUGGCCGGCUCGCCGUACUGCUGCACGCGGCCGACGGCAGCAUGCAGCGCCGGCUAGCACGUGUCAGCUGGGAGCUAGCCCGCACGGACACGGAGCUGCUGUGUGAGCGUGCUCACUGGCGCCACCUGGCCCGCGAGCGGCAGGAGGCGGCGGAGCGGCAGCGCGCGCUGAGCCGCCAGGUGGACGUGGCCGUCAGCGUGAUCGCCGCCCUGAGGGAGCAGCUCAACGCCUCUGAGGACCGGCUGGAGCAGCGCGAGAGAGAGGCGCUGAGCAUCCAGAGCUUUUUGGCGGCGGCGGCGCGGCAAGAGGCCAGCGGGAGGCUCCGCCUCCAGCGCUUCAUCGAGGCGCUGCUGGAGCGGAUCGCCCUCGCAGAGCGGCGGGUCCGGUCCUACCAGGGGGAGGAGCACGCCGACUGCCAGAGGGACCGCCCCCCCACACAGCAGCUCGCUGAGCAAGCUCGCCACAGGAUGUCCAAGAGCAGGUCAGCAGGGGGUCAACCAUACUCUGGUUUCCAUGACGACAGGAGCUCCUCCUCUUCUUCCAGGCCCAGCCUGGACCAGGACCUGGACCAAGACCAGGACCCGGGGUGGGUCUGGGAGCCCAGACAGCGCUGCAGGUCCCUGGGCUACGAUGUCUAGAGGGGACCUCCUCCUCCAGGAGACUGGCUAGGACCUGGACCUGGACCUGGACCUGGACCUGGACCUCCACCGCUAGAGACCCUCACAACCACCAGAACUAGAACAUUAUAACACAACAAUACACACAACGCCACUAGAACCAUUAGAACCACAACAACAAUAUAACCCAACAACAAACCCCACACAAGGAGAACAGCAUUAUAGAACAACACAACAACAAUAGAAUAUAAUCUAACAAUGGUAUAGCAAAACACAACACAAUAACACAACAUAACUACACAUACAUACAUGAUAAUAACACAAGAGCAGUAUAUAACACAAGAUCACUAUAUCAACACAAUGAGACCACGCAACGUCACCUAAACCCUUAGCCUCGUUACACAACCGGUUACUAACGGUUACUGUCUUCUGAAUGUAGCCCCGGGGUCCUGCUUUAACUUUUGACCUUUGACCUUUAACCUCUGGACUAUGGCUCUGGGUGAUGGAGUCUGCUGAUCACUGCUACACACACACACACACACACACACACACACACACACACACACACACACACACACACACACACACACACACACACACACACACACACACACACCUGUACGUAGUAUACUGCCCAUCGGCCCGGUCUCUGGGGUUAUACGUAUCUCUGCUGUAAAUGGUUCUGGGUUUUUAACUGUUAGUAUAUUUUGUAAAUUCUGUAUCCAGAACUUGUGGUAGGAGAACAUUUAAACUGAUAAUUAAUAAAAGAAGGUAUAUUAAUUGUGUGUGUGUGUGCGUGUGCGUGCGAGUGUGUGUGCAUGACCAUGUAUGUGCGUGUUUGUGCUAGCUAUAAAAGGUGUUUAAGGCAUAGCAUCAGGGCUAAUUCAGCGCUCAAGGGAGUCUGGCAGCAGAUGUCUCAGAGCGACACGAAGCAGCACAUAGAAAACACAGACUUCCUGGUGGUUCAGUAACGUUAUGACGUCACGUGGUAGAGUCAUGUGAUGAAGUCAAGGUGGUAGAGUAAGUUGAUUACGUCACGGUGGUAGAGUAAGGUGAUUACAUCGUGUUGGUAGAGUAAAGUUAGGACGUCAUGGUGUAGAGAAACGUUAUUAUGGUACAGUUACGUUUUGACAUCACGGUGGGAUGUUACGUUAUGACGUCACUGCGGUAGACUUAAGUUAUGACGUCAAGGUGUUAGAGUUUCCUAUGUUCUGUUUGUAGAGCUCGUUAGAGGAACACUCUGUAUACCACUGUACUGUGAAGAUCUGAAUUAAACAUGUAUCCAACAUC